Drosophila biarmipes is the source of this 2393-nucleotide messenger RNA. RefSeq names its product nose resistant to fluoxetine protein 6. The coding region runs from base 30 to 2093 and encodes 687 amino acids. The record is from RefSeq and is a predicted model, not a curated record. The transcript has 10 exons. Gene Ontology annotation, molecular function: acyltransferase activity, transferring groups other than amino-acyl groups. NCBI's taxonomy places the organism in Eukaryota, Metazoa, Arthropoda, Insecta, Diptera, Drosophilidae.
CUUCAAGUGCUAGGCCAGACACUCGGAAUAUGAAACUGUGGCUGGAAAUUUGUGUUCCUCUAACGAUGCUCUCGUUGGUACAAGGGAACUUUUCAUCCGGCUCCUUUGAUUUGACACUCUACAGGCAGAUGCCUCCCCUCCAUUAUCUGCACGACUACGAUCUCUGCCUGGAUAAGCCCGCUGGUAGAUACUGCCUGGUAUAUGUGGAGAUUUUACCCAAUGCCAGCUCUGCUUUGUGGCACCAAAUCGAAGGAGUUUCGCUGGACUCUAAGCACCGAUUUCGCCAUGAUCGCGUCUUUAGGGGAGUGUGCCUGGAGACUUGCCAGCACAGUUUAAAUGGCUUUUCUGAUGCGAACGAUACCGGGGAAGAAGAUAUCCUGGACAAGGAACUCCGCUCUUACUACGCGAGGGUUCACCAGCGAAAGUCGGAUGCAGCAGAGCGCCUCCUCCACGAGGAGUUGGUCAAAAGCUGCCUCAAUCUUGAGUUCGGUGAGAAGUUCUCCCUCAGUGUUCGCAGCCUUAUCGAGUAUUGUGUGCCAGCCGAUGAGCACUUGGAGCUAGAUGGACUUGAUCUCACGUUUUACGGUCUUAUGAUCGGUAUACUGCUUAUAACUUUGUGUUCCUCAUUCCACGACUAUCGGCUAAGCAAGAAAAACCCUCAGCAAACUGAAAACUUUUAUCGGGAGUCACUGAACGGCCGUCGACAGCAACUACUCACCUCCUUUUCUGUGUUUCGAAACUAUUAUCGACUGACUCAACAACAUGACUCGGAUUUCGCGCGAGAUGUAAGCUUCUUCGACGGAUUUCGAGUGAUUGGGGUAUUUGUGGUUAUCCUAGGCCACACGCUAAUGGUCUUCAUGACGGUACCGAUAGAAAACCCUGAGUACUACGAGCAAUUCCUCUACAGGUUCGAGACCACGAUUUUCCAAAACGGCAGCCUGUUCAUCCAGAUAUUUUUCGUGAUGAGUGGCUUUCUGCUCUACGUGAAGUUCACCGAACGCCAAAUGAUUCAACCCACGACUGGCACCAUCGAUUGCAUUUCCGUGUACUUCCGUGUGUUUUUCAACAGAUACUUCAGACUCCUGCCUUCGCUUCUCGCCCUCAUCCUGUUUAAUGGAACUCUCCUGGUGCGCAUCCAAAACGGACCCUUCUGGCGGCAUGUUACCGAGGCCGAGAGGGUUUUCUGCCGCACCAAUUGGUGGAAGAACGUGUUCUUUGUGACCAACCACAUGCUGGAAGACAGUUGUUCCCACCAGACCUGGUAUUUGGGGGCCGACAUGCAGCUGUUUGAGCUCUUCCUGAUUGUCAUUGUCAUAACCAAGAAGCACCCCAAGCUUACAAAGGCGUUCUAUAUAGCUCUUCUGACGCUAGCCCUAGCAGUGCCUGCAAUAUUGACAUACACUCUUGAGUUGGAUGCUAUCUAUCAUCUUCGUCCGGAGACCUAUCGCUACUUGUACUUCCGGCACUCCGACACAUUCUACCAAAUGUAUCCGCCGUUCUACACAAAUUUGGGAGGCUACUUGGCCGGGUUUCUUUGCGGGCAUCUUUACCUCGAACAGCGUACAAGGAAAGUGAUGCUCCGGGGCCUACUCAAGUACGAACUGGCAACGUGGCUGCUUGUCCUGGCUACAUUGGGAGUCCUUUUCUCCGGCUACAUCUUCAUUCGCCAGGACUUUGAAAAGCCAUCCCUUUGGUUGGCCUUAUAUGCGGGCCUGCACAAGAACUUGUGGCUGCUGAUUUGCGCGGGAUUCGUGUUUCUCAUGUGCUGCAAGGUUGGAGGAGUGGCCUAUGACUUCUGCACUCUUCCAGUUUUUCGGCCCCUGGCAAGAAUCUCAUUUCAGUCGUUUCUGUGGCACAUUGUCAUCCUGAGAAUGGUGGCUGGAUAUUUUAGACAGCCGGUGUACAUAUCCAGCUUCUACUUGUUGUGCAAUGUGCUGAGCGUGUUUAUGCUCACCCAAGUUGUGGCGGCCGUGGUGGCUUUGCUGCUGGAAUAUCCGCUUGGAGAGGUGCUUCGUUGCUUCAUGGAGCCGGAGAAAGGUCUCGAAGAAAGCCAAUCGGAAAUUCAAAUGAGACGCGCGCAGUCAGCUGCUUAGAGUGACCGUGCGUGCGCCAGGGAUGCAUGCGAUUGCCGGCAAGCAUUACAGCUAAAUUUUCUGGCUAUGUUUCCAUUUUUUAGCUAAAGAUAGCCGGUGUACAUUGUACAUGUACGAUCCUUACAAUCUUUUGUUAAGAAUGCCAUAAACAUUUUAUAAAAUGAAAAUGCAUUCAUUAAAGGGGGUCUUAGAUAUAUUCUUUAUUGUUAUUUUGCAACUAAAGUAAAUAGGUAGAUGUCUAUUGCCCACUUCCAAAAAUGUUUGAAGUGUUUUAAAAGUUAAUAAAAAUAUCUACAUCUA